This is a messenger RNA of Sus scrofa (pig), 651 nucleotides long. It is a transcript of the gene RAB11A, whose product is annotated as RAB11A, member RAS oncogene family. The record is from RefSeq and is marked provisional. Gene Ontology annotation, molecular function: GTP binding; GTPase activity. Lineage: Eukaryota; Metazoa; Chordata; Mammalia; Artiodactyla; Suidae.
AUGGGCACCCGCGACGACGAGUACGACUACCUCUUCAAAGUUGUCCUUAUUGGAGAUUCUGGUGUUGGAAAGAGUAAUCUCCUGUCUCGAUUUACUCGAAAUGAGUUUAAUCUUGAAAGCAAGAGCACCAUUGGCGUAGAGUUUGCAACAAGAAGCAUCCAGGUUGAUGGGAAAACAAUAAAGGCACAGAUAUGGGACACAGCAGGGCAAGAGCGAUACCGAGCUAUAACAUCAGCAUACUAUCGUGGAGCUGUAGGUGCCUUAUUGGUUUAUGACAUUGCUAAACAUCUCACAUAUGAAAAUGUGGAACGAUGGCUGAAAGAACUGAGAGAUCAUGCUGAUAGUAACAUUGUUAUCAUGCUUGUGGGCAAUAAGAGUGAUUUGCGUCAUCUCAGGGCAGUUCCUACAGAUGAAGCAAGAGCUUUUGCAGAAAAGAAUGGUUUGUCAUUCAUUGAGACAUCUGCUUUAGACUCUACAAAUGUAGAAGCUGCUUUUCAGACAAUCUUGACAGAGAUAUACCGCAUUGUUUCCCAGAAGCAAAUGUCAGACAGACGUGAAAAUGACAUGUCUCCAAGCAACAAUGUGGUUCCUAUUCAUGUUCCACCAACCACUGAAAACAAGCCAAAGGUGCAGUGCUGUCAGAACAUAUAA